CACACAGGCCACAUAGGUUUUGUAGAGCAGCAAGAGCGACACUAUGCAGCUAUCCUUUGCUUGCAGCGGGCCAUGUGUCCCGCGCGUCGCUGGCCGGCCACAUGCGGGCGCUUCUAUGCCAAGCUUGUUAUUAAGACCGGUGCCGUGCGCCACCUCACGCACGCCGCGAGGUUUGUUGGGCGCGCCCAUCGCGGCGUCGGUCGCCGUUGCUCUUGUUGAGACGACGACGGUCGAGCCAGCCGCGGAGGCUGCCGUAGGCCCUGCGUCGGACCCGGAGGCUCUUGCGGCUCUCGCCGAGGCGCAGCGGCUUGUGCGUUGCGGGCCGACCCCGCUCGGUCGCGGCCUGGUUGCCUUGCAGCAGUUGGACCGCCAGUGCAUCGUGUCGGUGCCGCUGCAAAACGCACUCGUCAUCAGCGACGAGCCCCUGAGCGGCAUCAGCGUGUUUGGCGACCGUUGCCAGGAGCUGUGGCAGGAGGCACACGGCCGCCUGCCGCCGCAGCUGCUGGAUUUCAUCACGGGUGAGGCGCGCUGGGACGUGCGCAUGACCGCCUGGCUGCUGUGGGUGGCGUCGGAGCUGCCCGACUCGCCGCUGUGGGCCGCAUACAUCGCCACUCUGCCGCCCGCGGACGAGGUGACGUGCCUCAUCAACUACGGACCGGAUGUGGCCAAGGAGCUGCAGAUUAAAGAUCUCGUGGAGGAGGCCAAGUCGCAGUACAACUGGGCCAUGGGCGUGCACCGCAAGUACUUUGACGGUGUGCAGGGCGAGUUGGCGCAGCUCAAGUUGGCGGCCAGCGCCCGAGACACCAUGUGGGCCAUGUCCAUGGUUCGCACGCGCACCUUCAGCGAGAACGUCAACGGCGAGGGGCUGACGCUCAUGGUUCCCUACGCCGACCUGGCCAACCACUCCUUCCGGCCCAACGCCACCUUCUGCAUGGCGCGAGACAACAAGCGGUUCGAGCUGCGGCUGCUGGGUCCGCUGGCACCGGGCGAGGAGGCAGCCAUCAGCUACGGCGAGACCAAGCCCAACCCCGAGGUUAUGCGUGACUACGGCUUUGUCGUACCGGGCAACCCCAACGACCGAAUCAAGCUGCCUGAUCAGGACCAGCUGCCGCCGCUGUACGGCGCGUCCGUGAUGGAGUCGGUGGGCUUCAAGGGCGACUGGCGGGAGGGCACUGUGGCGCCCAAGCGGACCGUGCUGGAGGCAGCGGAUGGCGACCCAAUGGAGCGAGUCAACCUCAACCGCCGCCGGUGUGCGCUGCUGUCCAUGACAUUCACAGACGGCUUUCCGUCAGCCAGCCAGUCACAAGGUGGCCUGUUUGGGAACUGGCCUCCCAAGGCCUGGACCGAUUCGGGGCGCCCGCCGCCGCAACACGUGCCGGCACAGCCUCGCGCGUUCGAGCUGGAGCGCGCAAAUGUGGCGGCGGUACGGCAUUCGUACCAGGCGGCGCUGGACGAGCUGCCCACGUCCCUGCAGACAGACCUGCAGCUGCUCGCGUCGCACGACAGCGGCGAGUUGCGGCUCGACGGGCUGGUGGCGGGCGCCGUACGGUGUCGUACGGAGCACAAGCUUCUGCUGGCGGAGGCAGUAGCAAUUUUGGACGAGUACGACCGCUGGCUUGCGAGGCACCAGGAAAAGAUCGCAACCCGGGCCCGGUAGUAGCAUCGAGCAUGCACGCCGAGGCCGGCCGUAGCAGGAGGUGUGGGCGCAGCAACAGCAGGCCGGCGCAGCUGUACCGUACUAGGGAAGACGUGGGGACUGAGUAUGCACAAAUCACCACUUCACCUCUAAGCCUGAACUUUAAAGAUACAGACAAUAAGCACAUCGUGAUUGUGAAUGAGCCGAUGUGCCACUGUAUUCCUUGCUUACUUUGCGGAUCCUUGAGCAGCAUCGACGUGCGGAGAAAUGCGACGUUAAGCAUCCAGCUGUGUCUUGACAUGAACAACACAGACUUCCGUUGCCGUUGUUUUCCCUUGUUUGCGCGCGCAUGCAGUCGGUGCGUUGCUUUUGUCUGAGGCGGCCGUCCGUGCAUGCCGUAUGCCUGCUUAUGCCCGGCAGGGCGGCUCAGGGCGGCUGUGCCAGAUGCAUGACACGGCACGGUGCAUGAAAGUUUGACGGAAUGGACAGCAGGACAAGUGUAGUAGUGUGUAAUGCAGUCUUAGGUAACCUGGUGCUCUACCAGGGGGGGGGCAGCCGUUCAUGUGAAGGACGGAGUGAUUAAGACACCCAGUAUGAAGUGCCGACGGGAUUGACCUUAUGAUUCAAAUGCACAGAGCUCAACAAGAGCGUUCAGAAUCUGCCUGAAGCGUUUUGAUCAGGGUACGGUACGUAAACUCAAGUGACGGGCCCUCAUCCCGAAGGUUUCGUCACGCAGCAUGUGGGUGGGGCUGCCAGAUUGAGAAUUGUAGAACGUUUGUCCUCUGGAAUGCGGCCGCGUGUCCGUCCCCUGGCACCCCGCUGGCUCCACGAUGCAUCGGGGCGGCAGGGGGCGGUGCUGCGUAUAUAUGGUCAGGGCUUGCACUUUUGUCCAGGGGCAGGCCCCGCCGCUGGAGAGAAGGACCCUAACCGUGUUCUCGCCCACGGCAUUCAGGGGCUUAUUAUCGAUGUGCGUUGCGGAAUUAAUGCGUACGUAGACCCGAGCGGAAGGCGGCUUAAAAGCGGCUUUAAGCGUUUGGACUACGCCACCCUGCCUGAGGUGCUCUGAGGGCUUCUACGUGCUCACUCCACCCUCUCCCACCCACCCCCGGCAAGGGGGAGUUGGCGAGAUUCGGGGAUAGUAUGCAGCCCCACGCGGUGACUAGGUCGCCUGGAAGAGUGAAAGUCACUCACUAAAGCACUCCAUGACGGAAGUCAGUCAAUUAGUAAGCGCCCCCGCACGGA
Molecule: messenger RNA, 2878 nt
Organism: Chlamydomonas reinhardtii
Lineage: Eukaryota; Viridiplantae; Chlorophyta; Chlorophyceae; Chlamydomonadales; Chlamydomonadaceae
Exons: 13
Coding region: 116-1657 (513 amino acids)
Biological process (GO): peptidyl-lysine monomethylation
Molecular function (GO): protein binding; protein-lysine N-methyltransferase activity
Source: RefSeq, a predicted model, not a curated record